AAACUACAGUCAUUCUGUUUUAUAAAUGCAAGGAGAGAUCGAGCUUUUAAAAAAAAAACGAGCCUUGCCAUGUAUUAAAAGGGAAGACUUCUCUGUACUGAUUAUUUUCCUCUCAGUGGUGUGGGUUGAAUAUUGCUGAGCUUUUUUUUCCAGAAUAUUCCACCCCCCCAACCCACCAAUUUCUCUGGUGCCGGUGAAUGAGAAACAGGAAUUGCUCCUGUCGGAGGACAUGGCGAGCGACAAACCGGCGCUGCCGGUAAACAUGCAGCCUCCAGCGGCUGGAGCUGGAGAAGACACCGGCGGGGAAGCCGGGGCCGGGGGUCUGGAGCUCGGCUCCAAAGCACAGCUACUACCGCCGGCGGCGACAGCAGCAGCAGACACGGUGGGUUCGAUGGUGUCCAUCUCUGGCAUUAACCCCUCGGUUCCCAUUAGGAAUAUUAAGAUGAAAUUCGCCGUUGUCAUCGGCCUCAUCCAAGUUGGGGAGGUCAGCAACCGGGAUAUCGUGGAGACUGUGCUUAAUUUGCUAGUUGGUGGAGAAUUUGACUUGGAAAUUAACUUCAUCAUUCAGGAUGAGGAGAGCAUAGCAUGUAUGAUAGAACUCCUUGAACACUGUGAUGUCACCUGCCAGGCUGAGAUUUGGAGUAUGUUCACAGCCAUUCUGCGUAAGAGUGUACGCAACCUUCAAGCAAGCACAGAGGUUGGCCUCAUUGAACAAGUGCUAUUAAAAAUGAGCAAAGUGGAUGACAUGAUAGCAGAUUUGUUAGUUGAUAUGUUGGGUGUUUUAGCAAGCUACAGCAUCACUGUCAAGGAACUCAAGCUGCUUUUCAGCAUGUUGCGUGGAGAAAAUGGAUUUUGGCCCAGACAUGCAGUUAAAUUACUGUCAAUUCUAAAUCAGAUGCCACAAAGACAAGGCCCAGAUACUUUCUUCAACUUUCCUGGACGCAGUGCAGCAGCCAUUGCUUUGCCUCCUAUUGCUAAGUGGCCUUACCAAAAUGGUUUUACUUUAAAUACUUGGUUUCGCAUGGAUCCGCUAAAUAAUAUAAAUGUGGACAAAGACAAGCCAUAUCUCUACUGCUUUCGAACAAGUAAAGGAGUUGGCUAUUCAGCACAUUUUGUUGGAAACUGUUUGAUUAUAACAUCAUUGAAAUCAAAAGGAAAAGGUUUCCAGCAUUGUGUAAAGUAUGAUUUUCAACCGAGGAAGUGGUACAUGAUCAGCAUUGUACAUAUCUACAACCGCUGGAGAAAUAGUGAAAUUCGUUGUUAUGUCAAUGGUCAGCUGGUUUCUUAUGGAGAUAUGGCUUGGCAUGUCAACACUAAUGAUAGUUUUGACAAGUGCUUCUUGGGUUCCUCAGAAACCGCAGAUGCAAAUAGAGUAUUCUGUGGUCAGCUUGGAGCAGUGUUUGUGUUCACUGAAGCGCUUAAUCCAGCACAGAUAUUUGCAAUACACCAAUUAGGACCUGGAUAUAAGAGUACCUUUAAGUUCAAAUCGGAGAGUGACAUCCACCUUGCAGAACAUCAUAAACAAGUUUUGUAUGAUGGGAAGCUGGCUAGUAGUAUUGCCUUUACAUAUAAUGCCAAAGCUACUGAUGCACAGCUUUGCCUUGAGUCAUCGCCAAAGGAAAACCCCUCAAUUUUUGUACAUUCUCCACAUGCACUAAUGCUGCAGGAUGUUAAAGCUAUUGUGACUCACUCGAUUCACAGUGCAAUCCAUUCUGUUGGUGGUAUUCAGGUUCUUUUCCCACUUUUUGCACAGUUGGACUGCCAUCAGCCAAAUGACAGCCAGUUAGAGACCACAGUUUGUGCAACCCUUCUAGCCUUUCUAGUUGAGCUACUAAAGAGCUCAGUGGCCAUGCAAGAACAAAUGUUGGGUGGAAAAGGUUUCUUGGUAAUCGGCUACCUCUUGGAAAAGUCAUCCAGAGUUCAUAUUACACGAGCUGUCCUGGAACAGUUUUUGUCCUUUGCUAAAUAUCUGGAUGGUUUGACCCAUGGAGCACCUUUAUUAAAACAGUUGUGUGAUCACAUCCUGUUUAAUCCUGCAAUCUGGAUUCAUACCCCUGCAAAGGUGCAGCUUUCACUUUAUACAUACUUGUCUGCUGAAUUCAUUGGCACUGCUACUAUAUACAGUACUAUACGUAGAGUAGGCACUGUGCUGCAACUAAUGCAUACUCUCAAAUAUUACUACUGGGUAAUUAAUCCAUCUGAUUGCAGUGGCAUAUCUUCCAAAGGGCAAGAUGGUCCUCGUCCAUCUCAGAAAGAAAUUAUUUCACUGCGGGCCUUUAUGCUGCUAUUUUUGAAACAACUGAUUUUGAAGGAUCGUGGUGUCAAAGAAGAUGAGCUUCAAAGUAUUCUUAAUUACCUUUUAACCAUGCAUGAGGAUGAAAACAUUCAUGAUGUUUUGCAACUGUUGGUUGCACUGAUGUCAGAGCACCCUGCAUCCAUGAUACCUGCUUUUGAUCAACGAAAUGGGAUACGUGUUAUUUACAAAUUAUUGGCUUCAAAAAGUGAAAGCAUCCGUGUUCAAGCACUGAAAGUUCUGGGAUACUUCCUCAAACACCUUGGUCAUAAAAGGAAGGUGGAGAUCAUGCACACACACAGUCUGUUCACUCUUCUUGGAGAAAGGUUAAUGCUUCACACCAAUACUCUUACUAUAACAACAUACAACACACUCUAUGAGAUUUUGACUGAACAAGUGUGUACGCAAGUUGUUCACAAGCCUCAUCCAGAACCUGACUCAACGAUAAAAAUUCAAAACCCAAUGAUUCUUAAGGUAGUUGCCACAUUGUUGAAAAAUUCUACACCAAGCAAUGAGCUGAUGGAAGUUAGACGUCUGUUUUUAUCAGAUAUGAUAAAAUUAUUCAGUAACAGUCGGGAAAACAGAAGAUGCCUCUUGCAGUGUUCGGUCUGGCAAGACUGGAUGUUCUCGCUUGGAUAUAUAAAUCCUAAAUGCACAGAUGAACAGAAAAUAACAGAGAUGGUGUACAACAUUUUCCGUAUUCUCCUGUAUCAUGCAAUUAAGUAUGAAUGGGGAGGCUGGCGUGUUUGGGUUGAUACUCUCUCAAUAGCACAUUCGAAGGUCACCUAUGAAGCUCAUAAAGAAUACCUAGCCAAGAUGUAUGAAGAGUAUCAAAGGCAAGAGGAGGAGAACAUCAAAAAAGGAAAAAAGGGUAGUGUCAGCACAAUUUCUGGCCUUUCCUCUCAAACAAUAGGAUCCAAAGGAGGCAUAGAAGUCCGAGAAAUUGAAGAUGGUUCCCAGACUCAGAGCCCAGAGAGUGAAACUGACUACCCUGUCAACACCAAUUCUAGAAAUCUCCUAGUUGAAGCAAGGGUAUCCAGUGGUGGUGCAGACAGUACAGACAGGCCAACAGCAGGAGUACAUGUGGAGGUUCAUGAUCUCUUAGUGGAUAUCAAAGCAGAGAAGGUUGACGCCACAGAGGUAAAACUUGAUGAUCUCGAUCUGUCACCUGAGACACUGGUUGCAGAGAAUUGUAAUCUGGUUGAGGUAGAAUCUCUUUUGGACAAGGUUUAUACUUCUGCUGUGGAGAAACUACAGAACAAUAUGAACAGCACCUCCAUUCCUCAACAAAGAGAACAGAGAGACAGUGGUCCCUUAAUAUCUCUGGUAGAUGAAAAGGAUAAUGAACCUGUUAAUAGCGCAUCAUUUCUCUUCGAUAAAGCAACAAACCAUCAGGAAAAACUACUGGCUGAAUUGCCAGCUGCUGACAAUCUUUCAAUUGCAAAUGUGCCAGAGAACCAAAUACAUUCAAGUGCCAGUGAUGACCUGGGGCUGUUAGCUCAUAUGACCAGUAAUUCAGAUAUUACAAGCCCAAAAUCUUUAAUUGAGGAUAAGGAUUUCAAAAUUACAACAAAUUUGGAAGAAAUGAGUAUCCUGUCUGAAUCAGAAGGAAUUGCAAAAACAAUGGAAUACACUGAAAUGAUUGGCGCAACCAUUGAUUCAGAACUAUCUUCAAAAAAGACUGUAGGUAAUUUGGAUGCUGCUAGCACAGUUUCUGAUACUGACAGAUCUGAUGAUGGCAAAGAGCCAGGGAAAGAAGUUAAAAAAAUUCAAACCACCACCACAACUCAGUCCAUUCAGGGGCGAGGAGGUGGGUUUCAAGAAAGAGACCUGCGUGUUGAUCUGGGUUUCCGAGGGAUGCCAAUGACUGAGGAGCAGCGCCGACAGUUUAGUCCAGGACCACGAACUACCAUGUUCCGGAUCCCUGAAUUUAAGUGGUCCCCUAUGCAUCAGCGUUUGCUGACAGAUCUGCUUUUUGCUUUGGAAACAGAUGUGCAUGUUUGGCGGAGUCACACUACAAAGUCUGUGAUGGAUUUUGUGAAUAGCAAUGAGAACAUUAUUUUCGUUCACAAUACAAUUCACCUCAUUUCUCAAAUGGUGGACAACAUCAUCAUUGCUUGUGGUGGAAUUUUGCCUUUGUUAUCAGCAGCCACCUCCCCUUCUGGUGGAAAGACGGAACUGGAAAACAUAGAGGCAACUCAAGGCAUGUCGACAGAGACAGCAGUAACGUUCUUAAACAGGCUGAUGGCCAUGGUUGAUGUCUUAGUUUUCUCAAGCUCCCUCAAUUUCAGUGAGAUUGAAGCAGAAAAAAACAUGUCAUCUGGAGGCUUAAUGCGGCAGUGCCUGAGACUUGUUUGUUGUGUUGCUGUGAGAAAUUGCUUGGAAUGUCGCCAAAGGCAAAGGGAUAGGAUGUCAAAGAUUUCCCUAACCAGUACUAAGCCCCAAGAGAGUCUUCAGAGUUUAACAGGAUCCGGUGCAACCAAGACUGGUGUUGAAAAUAUCUCUGGUAACCUUUCUCCAAUUAAAGAUCCUGACAGAUUACUGCAAGAUGUAGACAUUAACCGUUUGCGAGCUGUUGUCUUUCGUGACGUGGAUGAUAGUAAACAGGCUCAGUUUUUGGCUUUGGCUGUUGUAUACUUUAUCUCUGUACUCAUGGUAUCAAAAUACAGAGACAUACUGGAGCCACAACGUGAAAUUGCGAGAUCUGGAAGUCAGAUAAGUCGCAAUAUUCGGCAAGAAAUUAACUCACCAACAAGUACAGAGAAUCCUGUUACUUUCCCUGAAGGCAACAAAGAAAAAGAAAUUCUAACACCAAUUGAAGAUAUACAUGUUGAAAGCUCUCUUCCACAUACUGAUUCAGGCAUUGGAGAGGAGCAAAUAACUGGUGUUUUGAAUGGCUCUGAUUUGGAAACAGCAACUGUGCCAGAUGCAAUGAGUGAACUUUUAUCUUCCUUGUCCUCUGAAGUAAAAAAAUCCCAAGAAAGUUUAGCUGAGAGCCCAGUUGAAGUACUGAAACCAAGUUCAUCUGUAACGAGUGUCAGCCAAGGAAAAGGCAUGAAUGUCAAGGAAAUUCUGAAAAGCCUUGUUGCAGCACCUAUGGAACGUGCAGAAUCUGGACCUGAACCUGUAUCAUACCCUGAUUCAACUGUGAAAAGAGAAGCUCAGACUAUUCUUCCAAUGCAGUUUCAUUCCUUUGACAGGAGUGUUGUUGUACCUGUAAAGAAACCACCUCCAGGCAGUCUGGCCGUCAAUACAGUCGGUGGUAUCGGUUCUACGAGUAGUCUCGUCACUGGCAGUACAACCAACGUAAUCUCUCCUGCAACAGCCACACCAAAAAGUAUGAUAAAUACCACAGGUGCUGCAGAGGCUGCUUCCACUUCGUCCUCUUCCUCCUCUUCCAGUUUUGUGAAUGGUGCAACCAGCAAAAAUCUUCCUGCAGUUCAAACAGUUGCUCCAAUGCCAGAGGAUUCCGCUGAGAAUAUGAGCAUCACGGCAAAACUUGAACGAGCUCUGGAAAAGGUUGCUCCACUGUUACGUGAGAUUUUUGUGGACUUUGCACCAUUUCUUUCAAGAACUCUGUUGGGCAGCCAUGGUCAAGAAUUGUUGAUCGAAGGCCUGGUGUGCAUGAAGUCUAGUACCUCAGUCGUAGAAUUGGUUAUGUUGCUAUGUUCACAGGAAUGGCAGAAUUCUAUUCAGAAGAAUGCAGGAUUGGCAUUUAUUGAACUCAUCAAUGAAGGAAGGUUGUUAUGCCAUGCCAUGAAGGACCACAUAGUAAGAGUGGCUAAUGAGGCCGAGUUCAUUCUGAAUCGACAGAGGGCAGAAGAUGUGCAUAAGCAUGCAGAAUUUGAGUCCCAAUGUGCUCAAUAUACGGCAGACAGAAGAGAAGAAGAGAAGAUGUGCGAUCAUCUCAUUAGUGCUGCAAAGCAUCGAGAUCAUGUUACAGCCAAUCAGCUAAAACAAAAGAUUCUCAACAUCCUUACAAACAAGCAUGGUGCAUGGGGUACCAUCUGUCAGAGUCAACAAAAUGAUUUUUGGCGCCUGGACUACUGGGAAGAUGAUUUGCGUCGCCGACGCAGGUUCAUACGCAAUGCAUUUGGAUCGAUACAUCCUGAGGUCCUGUUGAAAUCUGCGGAAGAAUAUGGAGCAGAGGAGGAUGUUAUGAAGUCGAAGAAAACUUUCCGGACCCAGGCAAUUGUGAAUCAGAAUGCGGAAACCGAGCUAAUGUUAGAGGGCGAUGACGAUACUGUCAGUCUAUUACAAGAGAAAGAGAUCGACAAUCUGGCAGGGCCUGUUGUCCUGAGCACUCCAGCUCAGUUAAUCGCACCAGUAGUCGUUGCUAAAGGAACCUUGUCUAUCACCACUACAGAAAUUUAUUUUGAAGUAGACGAGGAUGACCAAGGGUUUAAAAAAAUCGACCCAAAAGUUCUCGCUUACACUGAAGGUUUACAUGGAAAAUGGAUGUUCAGCGAAAUACGGGCAGUCUUUUCAAGACGCUAUCUCCUCCAGAGCACAGCUUUGGAAGUUUUCAUGGCCAAUAGAACAUCUGUCAUGUUCAAUUUUCCAGACCAAGCUACAGUGAAGAAAGUUGUGUAUAGUUUACCUCGUGUUGGAGUUGGCACGAGUUAUGGUUUACCACAGGCCAGGAGAAUAUCAUUGGCCAGUCCUCGUCAGCUUUUUAAAUCCUCCAACAUGACACAGCGUUGGCAACGGCGGGAAAUUUCAAACUUUGAAUACCUGAUGUUCCUUAAUACCGUAGCAGGUCGGACAUACAACGAUUUAAAUCAGUACCCUGUGUUUCCUUGGGUUAUUACAAACUAUGAGUCUGAAGAGCUGGAUCUCACCCUACCAGGCAACUUCAGGGACCUAUCAAAGCCCAUUGGAUCUUUGAACCCAAAACGUGCCGUUUUCUAUGCUGAACGCUAUGAAACAUGGGAAGAUGAUCAAAUUCCACCAUACCACUACAAUACUCAUUAUUCUACAGCUACUUCCACACUAACAUGGCUUGUCAGAAUUGAGCCGUUUACCACAUUUUUCCUGAAUGCAAAUGAAGGCAAAUUUGAUUAUCCAGAGCGAACAUUCUCCUCUAUCACCAAAUCGUGGAGGAACUGUCAAAGAGACACAUCAGAUGUAAAAGAACUAAUUCCGGAAUUCUACUAUUUACCUGAAAUGUUUGUGAAUAGUAACAAUUAUAACCUUGGCAUCCGAGAAGAUGGCACUGUUGUUUCUGAUGUUGAGCUUCCAAUGUGGGCAAAGAAGCCAGAAGAUUUUGUCCGCAUUAAUAGAAUGGCUCUGGAGAGUGAAUUUGUUUCUUGCCAGUUGCAUCAGUGGAUUGACCUUAUUUUUGGAUAUAAACAACGAGGCCCAGAGGCAGUUCGUGCUCUCAAUGUUUUCCAUUACCUGACUUAUGAGGGUUCUGUGAAUCUAGACAGUAUCACAGAUUCUGGCCUCAGAGAGGCCAUGGAAGUGCACAUACAGAACCUUGGACAAAUGCCAUCUCAGUUGCUUAUUGAGCCACAUCCACCUCGAAGCUCUGCCAUGCACCUGUGUUUCCUUCCACAGAGCCCACUCAUGUUUAAGGAUCAGAUGCAGCAAGAUGUUAUAAUGGUGCUAAAAUUUCCAUCCAAUUCCCCUGUUACCCAUGUGGCAGCCAACACACUGCCUCAUCUAAGCACCCCUGCUGUGGUCACUGUGACUUGCAGCAGACUGUUUGCAGUGAAUAGGUGGCAUAACACUGUAGGUCUUAGGGGAGCUCCAGGAUACUCCCUGGAACAGGCCCAUCAUCUGCCGAUUGAAAUGGAUCCAUUGAUCGCCAAUAAUGCUGGUGUGAACAAGAGGCAGAUCACAGACCUUGUGGAUCAGAGCAUUCAGAUUAAUGCGCACUGCUUUGUUGUGACAGCAGAUAAUCGUUACAUCCUGGUUUGUGGAUUCUGGGAUAAGAGUUUUCGAGUGUAUUCAACAGAAACAGGGAAAUUGACACAGAUUGUGUUUGGACACUGGGAUGUGGUCACAUGCUUGGCCAGAUCAGAGUCCUAUAUUGGUGGAGAUUGUUAUAUUGUAUCAGGUUCUCGUGAUGCUACACUUCUGCUGUGGUACUGGAGUGGCCGACAUCAUAUCAUUGGUGAUAACCCCAACAAUAGUGAUUAUCCUGCUCCUAGGGCUGUCUUGACUGGGCAUGACCAUGAAGUAGUUUCUGUAUCUGUGUGCGCUGAACUGGGACUUGUCAUCAGUGGUGCCAAAGAAGGGCCAUGUUUGGUGCAUACAAUUACUGGAGAUCUUCUUAGAGCCCUGGAGGGACCAGAAAACUGUGUCUACCCACGUCUUAUCUCUGUAUCCAGUGAAGGUCAUUGCAUCAUCUACUACGAGCGAGGAAGAUUCUGUAAUUUUAGCAUUAAUGGCAAAUUAUUAGGGCAGAUGGAGACCAAUGAUUCAACUAGAGCUUUACUUCUCAGCAGUGAUGGACAAAACCUGGUAACAGGCGGAGAUAAUGGUGUAGUUGAAGUGUGGCAAGCCUGUGACUUCAAACAACUAUACAUUUAUCCUGGUUGCGAUGCUGGCAUCAGGGCUAUGGACCUGUCACAUGAUCAAAGGACACUGAUAACAGGCAUGGCUUCGGGCAGUAUUGUAGCUUUUAACAUAGAUUUCAACCGAUGGCAUUAUGAACAUCAGAACAGAUACUAAGCCAAUUUUAGGGGAAGCAGAAAUGUGAUUGCCAGUUCCAGCUGAGAGCACAAGUGCUGUAGUGAAUGCCCAGGCAUAAGUGGUGGAACAUGAUGCCCUCUGCAUUGACGUCUGUUAUACAUUCCAUUACAUCUAGCAAUAGUUGUACAUUGUAUUCUUUAUGUGUAAAAGCAAUCACAAUGGCCAUUUUUUUUUCUAUCACCGAGCACCAGCUACAACAAACAGAUGCCAUAUAAGUUUAUGAUUCACUAAUGUAAACUAAAUGAAUCAGAAUGUUAAUUAAUUAAUGCUUCCAAGUAAUUCUAUUGAUAAUGUGUCA
This is a messenger RNA of Hemiscyllium ocellatum (epaulette shark), 9290 nucleotides long. RefSeq names its product neurobeachin a (gene nbeaa). The record is from RefSeq and is a predicted model, not a curated record. Gene Ontology annotation, biological process: intracellular protein localization. Lineage: Eukaryota; Metazoa; Chordata; Chondrichthyes; Orectolobiformes; Hemiscylliidae. The transcript is spliced from 57 exons. Gene Ontology annotation, cellular component: cytosol; membrane. The coding region runs from base 230 to 8971 and encodes 2913 amino acids. Gene Ontology annotation, molecular function: protein kinase binding.